CCCACACUGCCAGUUCCUCAAUGAUGUUGCUGCUGUGACCUUUUCCCCAUGACUCAGUUAUAAUCUCACAAAGUCAGGAUAAAUCCAGAUCUAUAGAAGCCAGACUAACCUAUGGUCUUCUUUGUAUUAUAUAGUGUAAGAUUGUAAGCAUUAAUAUGGAAAAGCAGCUCCUGCCAGUCCAAUCUGACUUUCAAUCAAAGGGAAGGCCGUGCUGCUGCCACCCAACUAAAUGGCCGUAUCUAGUGGCACUCCUUUUCCUUACCUGCUAUGUACAGUUUCUAUGUUACUACUGCAAUGAAAGCCCGGGAGGACUGGAAGACACUAUCAUCAAAGUAAUGGAUAUUGAUACCACACAAUAUAACCUGCUCUUUCUCGUGACCACAUGGCCUAACAUAUUUGUAUCAGUGAUAGGAGGAGUGAUAGCAGAUAGACUAUUAGGUCGAAGAGUCAGUUACAUGAUAUUGAUAAUUAUCAUCCUCACUGGUAUACUUGUGUGGUCUGCCGCUAGCUUUUUCAACCUUUUCUGGGUCGUAUUGGUCGGCCGGUUCUUCAUUGGAAUUGGAGCCACUUUGAUACCAGCUGUCACUGUUAUGUUUUUCAUCAAUUGGUUCGGUAAGAAGUAUUUCACACUAGCAGUGUCAAUUGGUGGCACUUCAGCACGACUUGGUGGUGCAGCUGCUUUGGCCGUACCUCAAUUCAUUAACGAGCAGUUAUGUUUCAUUGACGAUCCCUCAUAUCGUCUUGGGGCUACAAUAUUAGUAGGAGCUGGUCUGGCAUGUGUUGGAUUAAUGGUGGGUAUCACUGUAGCUAUGCUGGACAUGUAUAGGGAGACGUUUAAAGAAAAGAAGACACAGAAAGCCAAAAGAAGCAAAAUGAAGCACAGCGAUUUUAAGCAGUUUGAUGAUCGGUUUUGGCUGACGGUUUUCAUCAUUAUUUUCUAUUCAAUUGUAUUUUCAUUUACUGGCAUUGGGCAAGUUUUCUAUGUACAAAAGUAUAGUCUGUCACUAGAGGAAGCAAGCAUUGCAAAUUCAUUUGUAUUCAGUGCUACAAUACUAGCUACGCCAAUAAUUGGAUAUAUAGUGAACGGAAUUGGACACCACAUACUAUGGACUAUGGGAGCCAUUACCAGUGCUUUGGCUGUGCACCUAGUUCUACUCAUCACUUCUCCAGGGCUUCACUUCAUACCUUAUACCACUGGUAUCUUGUAUUCGGUGUCUUAUACGAUAGUUGCAGCUGCUUAUUGGCCUCUUGUUGGUCUAAUUGUGGAAAAGAGUCAGAUAGCAACUGCUUAUGGCAUCAUGUGCAGUAUGAAUAAUCUCUUCUGGGGUCUACUGUCGAUUGUCUCAGGUUUCAUCAUUGAUAUCAGCGGUUACUUUGUGUUAGAGAUAAUGUACUCAUCGUUGUUGUUUCUAAUACUAAUGAUAUCAGUGUUAGUGUUAAUGAUUGAUCUCGUAUCAGUGAGAUCAGUGGUGAAUGCACCCGGUACAUGGAAAAGAGAGGACUAAUAAUUUUGAUUAAAAAAAAUAUUUGUUCAAUAGAUCUAAUUGAGAGCAAUUUCAGGCAUGUGCAUGCUCCUCCCUUCUGCAUUUUUUCUAUCUCCAAGUAAAAAACUUCAUUUCAGUUCUGGUAUUUUAGUGGUAAUAAGCACUCUUAGUCUCCAGCUAUGUUAUAGAAAUGACACUGGAAUCAGAACAGCCACUCUUAUCCGCGGGCACUGAUAGUUCUGUAGAGAAAAAGGCAGACACCAUAGACAGUAGACCAGUAACAUGCUGCCAUCCUAACCAUUGGCCAUACUUGAUUACGCUCCUUCUCCUUAUCUGCUACGUCCAGGCAUUAUGCUUUUAUUGCAAUGAAAGCCCAGGUGGACUUGAGGACACUAUCAUCAAAGUAAUGGGUAUUGAUACCACACAAUAUAACCUGCUCUUUCUUGUGACCACAUGGCCUAACAUAUUUGUAUCAGUAAUAGGAGGAGUGAUAGCUGAUAGGAUACUAGGACCAAGAUCAAGCUCUAUCGUAAUAAUACUUGUUGUACUCUUGGGUCAGCUCAUUUGGUCGGCUGGAAGUUUUUUGAAUUAUUUUUGGGUCGUGUUGAUUGGUCGGUUCAUUAUAGGGAUAGGAGCCACUCUAUCUCCUGCAAUUUGUACUAUGUUUUUCAUCAGUUGGUUUGGUAAAGAAUAUCUAACUCUAGCAGUCUCUACUGGGGGGACUGCAGCUCGACUUGGAGCAGCAGCAGCUUUGGCUCUGCCUCAGUUCAUUUAUCAGCAAUUAUAUUAUUUUACCAAUCCGUUGUAUCGCCUUGGUGCUACAGUGCUAGUAGGUGCAGGGCUUGUAUUAAUAGGACUAAUAGCAAACAUAAUUGCAGUACUCAUGGACAAAUAUAGAGAAAAAGUACUGCAGAAAAAGAAAAUGAAGAUGAACAAAAUGAAUUGUAGCAAUUUGAAACAGUUCGAUGGAUUAUUCUGGCUAGCAACCAGCAUUACGCUCUACUAUUCAAUUGUGUUUUCAUUCACUGGAAUUGGACAAGUUUUCUACGUACAGAAGUAUGGCUUAUCACUAGAGGAAGCAAGCAUUACAAAUUCAUUUGUAUUCAGUGCUACAAUACUAGCUACACCAGUACUUGGAUAUAUUGUGAAUGUAAUUGGAUACCAUAUAUUAUGGACUAUGGUAGGACUAACCACUGGGCUAUUAGUGCAUGUAGUACUACUAGUCAGUAUUCCAGGGCUUCAUUUCAUACCACAUAUCACUGGUAUGUUAUAUUCAGUGUCUUAUACGAUAGUUGCAGCUGCUUAUUGGGUUAUCCCUGGACUCAUUGUGGAAGAGAAUCAGAUAGCGACCGCAUAUGGUAUAAUUGGAAGUUCUAUUAAUCUCUUCUGGGGUCUAUUGUCUGUAGUCUCAGGUUUCAUCAUUGAUAUCAGUGGCUACUUUGUGUUAGAGAUAUUGUACUCGUCAUUAUUGUUUCUAAUACUAAUUAUAUCAGUGUUAGUGUUAAUGAUUGAUCUUGUAUCAGUGAGAUCAGUGGUGAAUGCACCUGGUACAUGGAAAAGAGAAGACUAAUAAUUUUGAUUUUAAAAAUAUUUGUUCAAUAGAUCUAAUUGAGAGCAAUUUCAGGCAUGUGCAUGCCCCUCCCUCUGCAUUUUUCCUAUCUCCAAGUAAAAAAAACUUCAUUUCAGUUCUGGUAUUUUAGUGGUAAAAAGCACUCUUAGUCUCCAGGUAUUAUAGAAAUGAUAGUGGAAUCAGAACAGCCACUCUUAUCCGCGGGCACUGAUAGUUCUCCAGAGAAAGCGGAGGCAGACAAGAGUAGACCAGUAACAUGCUGCCAUCCUAACCACUGGCCAUACUUGACUACCCUCCUUCUCCUUAUCUGCUACGUCCAGGCAUUGUGCAUUUAUUGCAAUGACAGUCCAGGAGGACUGGAGGACACUAUCAUCAAAGUAAUGGGCAUUGAUACCACACAAUAUAACCUGCUCUUUCUUGUGACUACAUGGCCUAACAUAUUUGUAUCAGUAAUAGGAGGAGUGAUAGCUGAUAGGAUACUAGGGCCUAGAUCAAGCUCUAUUGUAAUACUACUUACGGUACUCCUGGGUCAGCUCAUUUGGUCGGCUGGAAGUUUUUUGAAUUAUUUUUGGGUCGUGUUGAUUGGUCGGUUCAUCAUAGGGAUAGGAGCCACUCUAUCUCCUGCAAUUUUUACUAUGUUUUUCAUCAGUUGGUUUGGUAAGAAAUAUCUAACACUAGCUGUCGCAAUUUGUGGUCCUUCACCUCAGCUUGGAGCUGCAGUAGCUUUGGCUCUGCCUCAGUUCAUUUAUCAGCAAUUAUAUUAUUUUACUGAUCCGUUGUAUCGCCUUGGUGCUACAGUGCUAGUAGGUGCAGGGCUUGUAUUAACAGGACUAAUGGCAACCAUAAUUGUAGUACUCAUGGACAAAUAUAGAGAAAAAAUACUGCAGAAAAAGAAAAUGGAGAUGAAUAAAAUCAAAUGUAGCGAUUUGAAACAAUUUGAUGGAUUAUUCUGGCUAGCCUCGAGUAUUACGCUUUACUAUUCAAUUGUACUUGCAUUCACUUGCAUUGGACAAGUUUUCUACGUACAGAAGUACAGUCUGUCACUAGAAGAAGCAAGCAUUGCAAACUCGCUUGUAUACAGUGCUACAAUACUAGCUACACCAGUAAUUGGAUAUGUUGUGAAUGUAAUUGGAUACCAUAUACUAUGGACUAUGGUAGGACUAACCACUGGGUUAUUAGUGCAUCUAGUACUACUAUUCAGUAUUCCAGGGCUUCACUACAUGCCUUAUGUCACUGGUAUCUUAUAUUCGGUAUCUUAUAUGAUAGUUGCAGCUGCUUAUGGGGUUAUCCCUGGACUUAUUGUGGAAGAGAAUCAGAUAGCGACCGCAUAUGGUAUAAUUAGUAGCUUCCUUAGUCUCUUCUGGGGUCUAUUGUCGGUAGUCUCUGGUGUCAUCAUUGAUAACAAUGGUUACUUUGUGUUAGAGAUUAUGAACACAUCGCUAUCGUUUUUAGUACUAAUGAUAUCAGUGUUAGUGUUAAUGAUUGAUCUCGUAUCAGUGAGAUCAGUGGUGAAUGCACCUGGUACAUGGAAAAAAGAGAACUAAUUUUUGAUUAAAAAAAAAAACUAUAUUUUGUUCAAUAA
Messenger RNA from Amphimedon queenslandica, 4636 nucleotides. Its product is annotated as major facilitator superfamily domain-containing protein 1-like. Gene Ontology annotation, molecular function: transmembrane transporter activity. Gene Ontology annotation, biological process: transmembrane transport. The coding region runs from base 3222 to 4598 and encodes 458 amino acids. Lineage: Eukaryota; Metazoa; Porifera; Demospongiae; Haplosclerida; Niphatidae. The transcript is spliced from 3 exons. The record is from RefSeq and is a predicted model, not a curated record.